Molecule: messenger RNA, 843 nt
Organism: Penicillium cinerascens
Lineage: Eukaryota; Fungi; Ascomycota; Eurotiomycetes; Eurotiales; Aspergillaceae
Product: LUC7 domain-containing protein
Exons: 3
Coding region: 1-843 (280 amino acids)
Biological process (GO): mRNA splice site recognition
Cellular component (GO): U1 snRNP; U2-type prespliceosome
Molecular function (GO): mRNA binding
Source: RefSeq, a predicted model, not a curated record
AUGGCGGCUGAACAGAGAAAGCUGCUCGAGCAGCUCAUGGGAGCUGACCAGCUCAUUGGUACCGGCGCUCAGGGUCGCAAUAGCCAGCUUUCAAUCACAGACCCCAAAGUCUGCCGUUCCUACCUCGUCGGAACCUGCCCUCACGACCUCUUCGUCAACACGAAGCAGGACCUCGGUCCCUGCCCGAAGGUGCACAGCGAAGGACUGAAGACGGAGUACGAGACUGCAUCCGCAGCGGAGAAGGCGAAAUGGGGCUUCGAGUUUGACUACCUGCGCGACAUGCAGAAGUACAUCGACGACUGUGACCGUCGGAUCGAGACUGCGCAGCGCCGGCUGGAGAAGACACCAGACGAAAUUCGACAAACCAAUGCUCUUCUUAAACAAAUCGCCGAUCUCACCAACACCAUCAACGGCGGCCUUCUGGAAGUUUCCGUCCUCGGCGAGACAGGCUCCGUCGCAAUGGCCUUGACGGAAAUGCACAAGGUCCGCACAGCGAAACAUCAAAAGGAGACCUGCGAGCGCGACCUCAAGAAUCUCCAAGAUACCUCCGGUCCGUCUGGCCAUCAAAAGCUGCAAGUCUGCGACGUCUGCGGUGCCUAUCUGAGUCGACUCGACAACGACCGACGAUUGGCAGAUCACUUCUUUGGAAAGAUGCACAUGGGAUACUCGGAUAUGCGCAAGUCUUCCAAGAAGCUUAGCAUGGAACUCAAGGGCCGGGCACCGCCAGUGCGCCACCAUGAAGAUGACGAUCCCUACAGUGCUGGUGGGCGGUCUGGUCGUGGUCCUCGUUAUGGCGGUGGUGGUGGUGGUGGAGGUUACCGCCGUCGGGGUGGAAGAUGGUAA